This is a messenger RNA of Diachasmimorpha longicaudata, 6574 nucleotides long. It is a transcript of the gene Da, whose product is annotated as daughterless. Gene Ontology annotation, cellular component: chromatin; transcription regulator complex. Gene Ontology annotation, biological process: regulation of transcription by RNA polymerase II. NCBI's taxonomy places the organism in Eukaryota, Metazoa, Arthropoda, Insecta, Hymenoptera, Braconidae. Gene Ontology annotation, molecular function: RNA polymerase II cis-regulatory region sequence-specific DNA binding; DNA-binding transcription factor activity, RNA polymerase II-specific; protein dimerization activity. The coding region runs from base 1028 to 2782 and encodes 584 amino acids. The transcript is spliced from 13 exons. The record is from RefSeq and is a predicted model, not a curated record.
GUCAGUCGCUCAGCGUAUCUCGUCCGAGUUGGAUAUAUUCCGGUCAGUCGUCGCAUUUUUUUUUUCAAUCUUCCGGUGAAAAAAACAGUUGUUUUGAGUUUUUCCCGGCUUCGAAGUUUCUCUCGUAGUGUUGAAGUAAAUUAUCACUGAAUGAACGAAUGAAUUGGCCGGAGUUGACGGCAAGUGAACGAAAACGUGCGGAAAGUAACUCGUUGCAAGUGUAAAUUUCAAGUUUUGUAGUUUGAAUUGAUUUUCCGUAGUGCCGAGUUAAUUUUCUAGGUUAAGUCAGUGAUUUGUCUCGGGAUCCUAGGGGGGGAGCAGAGCCGUUGGAACAAGGGGUACAUGUGCUAGUGGUUGAUAUUUAGAAAGUGGUGACUGUAAACAGAGGCGGAAAAGCUCGGGGAAGAUCAUUGGAAAAUAAAAAAAACUGGUUUAUUUUCUUCUCGGGCGCUACACAACGCGUCUAGUCAGCGCCAUGUGUGUCCGACGUCUCAGCCUCGUGCUUGUUUUCUGAUAGGUGACCAGUCGAGGAGAAUAAGAGAAAAAAUCCAAGAAAAUUGAGGAAAAACUGUUUGUUGUGUCCGGUGAAUGCGACAGGGCAAGGGAAAAUUGCGAGGAAAUACGACCACUUUAUUUUUCCUGUCGUUUUUAUAAUUUUCUUUUAUCCGAGAUUUAUUCACUGUGAAUGACAUAGGAUACUGAAUAUUGUCAGGAAAAUGGAGAUGGAAAAUACGCAGUUAUGAUAAUUAAUUGCGACCUGCAUUAUCGACUGGGGCGGAAAUACAAAUAGAGAAAAAUAUUUAUUGUUUACCAUUCGUUUGGAUUUUUUCUUUUUCUCCCCGAUACAGGGGGGGGGGAAAGUGAUUGACUUUACAUUCAUUUUUCUGUGAUAAAAUGAAGAGAACCGAGUGUUUGAAGUUAAGUUCUGUGAUUUGAUACUGAAAAAAUUUUUCAAACUCAAGAUUAUUCAGUGGGAAUUAUAUCAUUCGUAAUCGUGCGAUUUUUUACCUGUGGAUUAUAAUAUAAAAUGCAGUCCAAUACAAUUCUGAGGGAGGCUGGUAAUCCGGAGAAAUUAAUGGGCAAUAACAACAAUGGAUCACCCGGUGCUGACAUUAUGUUUCAAAUGGAGGACGAAAGCAUGACGCAGCUUGGCAAUGCGUUUCAAUCGGCUUAUCAGUCUAUUGCCGGUGGUGCACAGUAUGGAUCCGACGAAUUUGGCCAAGAUUCACCUAGGUACACAUCUCCAAAGGCUGCGGCACUGUACGCAGAUCCGUACUACCUUGAUGGAAGUACGGGAGGAACUCCUGGUGAUCCCUGGACGGGUAGUGGCGGUGUACAGCCACCUUACAGUGGCUAUGCCCCACCUCACUUGGCUCAGCCGGCCUAUCCCAUGCAUAUACCACAUGACCCGAUGGCGUACUCGGCCAUGUCACCGAAUGGCGAGCCAGCGGCACCAAUUCUUGGCUCAGCGGUGACGAGUGCUGCAUCACUACCACCAAUGUCAACGUUUAGGGCGACUAGUGGCACUGGUGCACCAUCACCAGCAUCACUUCAAUACAAUCACAGUCCUGGUGCACCAAAUGCACCGUCGACAGCCCCCAAUGCACCCAGCAAUCAAACACCCGCCCAGGAAACGCUUGGCAAGGCACUUGCCUCUGUAGUAAGCACACGAAUUUACCCAACGGACCAAUCGGUGUCGAGUUACAGUAGUAAUCCAUCGACACCAGUGGGUUCACCUCCUCCCCUACCAGCGGCACCAGGAUGGGCCUCUAAUACAGCUCCAGUGUCGCCCCACUUCACCGCAGACCCAACUCGUGGAACAAUUCACAUGCCGGCGCCCGAACAGCAGAGGCUAGACGAUGCCAUCGGCUUCCUUCGUGAUCACGCCGAGCGUAAUCGAGACGAAUCGUCGGAUAUUCUGUUGGUACAGGGAUCUCGAAUGGAGGAAAGACUGGACGAUGCCAUAAAUGUAUUGAGGAAUCAUGCAGAGAGUCAAGUUAAUCUUCAUCUUGGUCCCGUGGGCCCUCAUGGUGCACUCUAUUCCCACACGUCACCGAGUCAAAUGGACCACCUUACGAGUCCACAUCCCGCGGUGACAGUAGCUCAACCCCAAGGAUCCUAUCCAGUUUUAACCCCCACCCCCGACACAGACGGAUCAAUCAAAAUCGAGAGGCUAUCAGUAGCGAAUGCCACAGAAUACAUCUCUUUAGAAAAGAGGAAAGAUCCACCAGACAGUAGUGGUGGUGAGACGAAGGCGUCUAGCAGUGAUUUGGCAGCUGGUGUCAUAUCAGGCUCAGCCGUUAAUUCUACGUCACAAGGAAAAGGAACAAAACGCUCGCGUCGGUAUUGUUCGAGCGCCGAUGAAGACUGCGACGAUCCUGGCACCAAAGCGGUGCGUGAAAAAGAACGCAGACAAGCCAACAACGUUCGCGAAAGGAUACGUAUAAGGGAUAUUAAUGAAGCAUUGAAGGAGCUCGGAAGAAUGUGUAUGACUCACCUGAAGACAGACAAGCCACAAACCAAGCUCGGGAUUCUCAAUAUGGCGGUGGAGGUUAUUAUGACCCUGGAACAACAAGUUAGAGAGAGAAAUUUAAAUCCAAAAGCGGCGUGUCUGAAGAGACGAGAAGAGGAAAAGGCUGAGGACGGUCCUAAACUGCCAGGGCAUCUUGCUGCACAUAUAACUCACCCACAUUCUCAUCCACACGCGCACUCACAACCUCCCUUCCCUGCAAUGCCUGGACCACCACCAUCACUCCAGCACAAUCCUGCCCAGCCCCAGUAGCAGAGGUUCACCUCCGGCGUUGUUCUGUGUUAAAACUCGUGUGCAGUCAGGUCCAGUUAGCCUGUAAAAUCGUUGAAUGAACUUAACUCUCGAACAAUAACGAGAGAAUUGAAGGAAUGACAUGAAAAUUGAAAUGAAAUUAAAAUAAUAAUUAUACCACAUAGACAUAUAUGAGACUCUGAAGUACAUAUACCAAUGGUAUAUUCAGUUUUGGAAGGCCUGGGUGACAAUGAGACGUGCGCGCGGGUGCUCUUUUUCGUUUAUUACUUUCAUUAUGCUAUCAUUUUAUCAAUUUUUAACAUCAUUCGAGGGGAAUCUAUUCAACGUAAUUCAAAUUAUUUUUCACUCUGUGUGAGUUCAUUGGGUCUCUGGGGAAAAUUACCGUUUAUUUUGAAGGACAAUAAAUAAGUAUUAUCGAUGAGGAAUUUUAAAUGAUUAAUGGUUAAUGAGACAAAUAAACGGAAUUUUUCUGUCUUUCAAUUCAUUUUGUCGGAUUGACAUAUCAGGCGACUUUUUGAGAUUGAAAUUGAAUUUUUGAUGAUGCAACAUCAGCAAUGAGCGGACAAUUUUUUAAUUUAUUUAUGUGGAUUGGAAGAUAGAUUACCAAUGAAAAGGUAAGGGUUUUUCCUGUUAAAUCUCUGUUUUUUGGUUCGAAAAUCAAUUUUUUAAAGCGGAAAGUACAAGGUAAAAAGCCUAAGGUGAAGUGAUUUGUUUUUAAAACAAAAAUUCAAUUUUAAACAAUCAAAAAAUUUAUAAAAGACACCUGUCACAUUGGAACUGUGAAUUUGCGUGUCGAAAAGCUAAAAAAAAUUACGAUGAACAGCCCCAAUGAUGCCCACAUGAUAAAAUCCGCAUAUAUACAAAUAUAUAUAUAAAUAUAAAUAAAUUAAUGAAUGAAAAUUGAAGAAGUUGAUAACAAAGAGUAAAAUGACGAGAUUGAUUAAAGUGAUUAGGUAAAAGACCCAUUUAAUGAGAAAAGUGUAUGUGCAAAGAAGAAAAAUGUUUUUUUAAGUUUUAAAAUGCAUAAGGAAAAAUGAGUAGUUUUUAAUUGAAAAUAAUGAAACGAGAGGGAAAAAAUGAUUAAUUGACAACCCACACACACACACGUUUACUUAUAGUUGUGGUCUUUUUAGGAGAGAAACUAAACAAAACGAUUUAAUGAUAAACGAUAAUAUUGCUAAUAUAAAAUACGGCGGCUUAAAAUUAUUUUUAUAAAUAGCGAAAGAUGAAAAAAAAAUGAUGAAAUAAUUAAAAUGUGGUUCCUCUUUCGAUGAUAAAAUAGUGAUGACGAUUUUAUUACCACUGAGACCCCCCAGGAUCAUUAGAAAACGAGAGAAUUUUGUGAUUUUUUGGAAUGGGGGAUUAUGUUAUGAUAUUGUUCGUUUUAUUUAUUAUUAUUUUGAGGAAUGGAGCUAUCCGGUGAAGUUGGUGACUUAAUUGGCAGUUAAGGUGAAGGAAAGGGUCUUUGGUUUUCAUUUUAAUAUACAACAGAACAGAAUUUUGCGGAUGCCUCUGGAAUCAGUGGUUUAAUCGCAAAACGUUAUAAGGAACAUUUGCAGAUAAUUUUAUUUCUCACAAAAAAUUUCUUGUGGCAUUUUCCUCUAAACUCGAUUGUUUCAGAGGUAUUCAAGAAAUUUUGAUCUAAGACUCUGAAAUGCUUGUUUUAGUUAAUUACAUGUUCCGGGUUGAUUUAAUAGAUUAAAUAGUUAAAUCUUCAGGAUUAUCUGCGGAGAGAAGUCAUUGUCGAUUUGUUCAGUGAGGAUAUCGAUGAUUUUGGGGGGUUUGAGGGAAUUAUUUCUGAGUUUAAUUGAGAUGAAAACGAAUGGAAGACUGGGAUUUUCAUUUCAAUAAAAUAUACCCCAGAAAUUCUCAGAUAUCUCUGGAGCAACUGGUUUGAUCGAAAAAAGUCAUUAAUACUUUUUCUAGAUCAUUUAAUUUCCCGUAAGAAAUGUUUCGUGGCAUUUUACUCUCAAUCCAGUAGUUUCAGAAAUAUUUACGAACGAGCGUCUGAGAACCCCAAAAUCCUGAUUCCAAUAAAUCACAGAAUUCAAACUUCCCCUUCAUCUUGUAUUUCAUUGAGAAAAAAAACAAUAAUCCUUGGACUUGUAUUACUUGUAUACACUACGAUCCGUUGGGUUAACGAUUGUAGAUGCGUGGUAGUUAAAAUGUGAAUGAUUAAAAGUGAAAGCGCAACGUAAAUACAUGAAAAAAUGUGAAAUCUAGAAGAAUGAGAGUGAGUGUGAGGCGAAUUGUCGAAUGAUUGGGGGAAAUGAGACGAUUGUAUAUAAAUAUCAGUUAAGGACAAUUUAAUGAAGCGCCCAGAGGCAUCACUGUCGUUUCGAGAUUGUUGAUUAAUCGUCGAUGGGGCUCGUGAGAAUCAUUAUUUCAACUAUUUUUACUCAUUAUUUUGUACUUAAACAGUACUAAUUGUUCGAUUAAAUCAAACUUUUGGAGUGUGGAUGAGAAGAGACGGUUGUUGAAGAGCUGAACACACUCACAUAAAGAGGAUUAUCCAGGUUAUCGAUUUAUUAAUUGCUGAUUUCCCCGGAAAAGUUCAUUUUAGUUGAAUCUUGGACAGUUUUGGUUAGAAGAUCUCCGGAUUUUUGGGAGAUACGGCAAUUCGUGUCCAAAAAUUUUAUGGAGAUUGUAAAAUUUCUUACAAGAAAAACUUUAUCACAAAUAGCCGUAUCUCCUCGCGUUCCUGAGAUAUUUCUCAAAAAGAUUUUGUUCUCACCAGUUUUUGUUUAGAUUGUGUCUGUUCAACUCAUCAACAACAAUAAUUCAGUAAUAAAUCAUCACUCAGAGGUUCUCGCUCCAUCCCGGAUAGAAGUAAAACAAAUAUUCGAUAAAAAAAUCCUAAAUGAGUGACUCGUUAGUGAAUUCGCAGUGUUCGUAUAAUUUGUACAUAAUUAGUGCCCAACGAGACAAUUGCGAAGACACGAGAUUCACCGACUCAAUUCAUCCUCGUUUUCGUUUUUUACAUACCCAGUAAAAAACUGCUGAAUAAAUUAUUCAAUAGUUUCAUUGAUUGAUGACAGACUAAUUGAUAAUUUAAAAAAACAGAAUUCAACAUCAAUGAAUUAAUUGAAAUAAAAAGUACUUGAUCAGUUGAAUGAACCCUCGAGCCCCGCAGUCGACGAAAAAAAAAAGUUGCAUAAAUAAUUGAUUAUCAAUGCAAAUUAAAAGUUUGAUUAUUUCCUUGGAAAUUUAUUAUCAAAAAACGAAAAAAAAAUCCACGAAAUACUGAUCUCUGAUGUUGAAUGGGCUCUGAUAGGCAAAUGCAAUGAGAUAAUUAAAAAAGGCAAAAAAUUGCAAGAAAAUUUAAUUAAUAAAAUUUACCAUCGAAGUAAUUACGGUUAAAACAUAUCUCUCGCAUAAUUUGUAAAUAAAAUGAAAUUGAAGAAAAAAAACACGAGGAUAAGAAGAAAAAAUCAGUGAAGGCAUGCCUGAGGGAGGAUAAUUAUGAAAACUAUUAAUUAACGAUGAUAUCACUAUUGUCAACGUUCAUUAUCAAUUAUCGAUUUAAUUAUUAUUAAUUUUUAUUACCAAUUAAUUAAUUAUUAGUUAUGAGAAUUAUGAGAUUUCUUUCACUUCCUUUGUCAAAGAAAGUAACAUUUUUUUUCUUCUUUUUUUUUUUUUAUUAUUGCAAGGGACAAUUUUUGUUUUUGAACAAAAAUAUAGCUCAAUCGACGAUUUGUGUACCCAGUUGCCAUGUAUUUUAAUUUAUUUAGAAUUCUUAAAUAAAUUUUAUUGAUGAGAAAAAAAACAAUGUGAAGGUGGAGAGAAAUGAAA